UUCUUCUUCUUCUUGAUCGGCAGCCAUCUUUGUUUAUAGAACAUUUCUAUCAAAUAAUUAGGGGGGGGAAAUUAUCUUUUGUAGCUGCUUUUCUUAGAAGUUGCCAGGAAUGGCGACUAGGAGAUCAGGGCAGCUAGUCCAGCGUACUGUGGCCAGUUCUGAUAAAGAUCCCGAUACAAAUCCUGAUGUGGAAAAAGCAGAGGGAUAUGAGAGCGACGAAGCGGGAGAUAAAAAAGAAGUACGACUUACUCUCAUGGAGGAAGUCCUUCUACUCGGACUCAAAGACCGAGAGGGCUACACGUCGUUUUGGAAUGACUGCAUAUCUUCGGGUCUUAGAGGUUGUAUGAUGAUCGAAUUGGGUCUGCGAGGACGAAUUGAACUCGAGAAAACAGGCAUGCGAAGACGAAGCUUACUUAACAGAAAGGUGAUAUUUAAGAGUGAAAAUCCGACUGGUGAUGUGUUGUUAGACGAAGCUCUUCGACACAUCAAAGAGACUGAUCCCCCGGAUACCGUUCAAAAUUGGAUUGAACUGCUUAGUGGUGAGACAUGGAAUCCUUUGAAGUUAAGGUUCCAGUUAAGGAACGUCCGUGAACGCCUUGCAAAGAACCUUGUUGAAAAAGGAGUAUUAACAACUGAGAAGCAGAACUUCCUGUUAUUUGACAUGACAACACAUCCAGUCAUAGAUUCAUCCAUGAAGCAGCGUGUUGUAAAAAGGGUCCAAGAUGCUGUCUUAUGUAAAUGGGUUAACGAUCCUAACAGGAUAGACAAGAGAUGUCUAUCACUCAUUUACAUGGCUCAUUCCUCUGAUGUUCUGGAAAAUGCUUUUGCUGCCCUAUCAGAUGAUGAUUACGAACUAGCAAUGAAACGAGUACGUGAACUAUUAGAUAUUGAUCCCGAGGUGGAAGCACAGAAGCCAAAUUCAAAUGACAUCAUGUGGUGUGUUAUAGCAGCUUUUAUCAAGUAAUUUCUAAAACAUUUGGUUCUAUUACUUAUCCCUGAUAACCCAUGUAUAAUAUUUACAUGUAAAGAUUGUGGCAUACACUCCAGAAAACAAGCAAUCAAACAUGUAUCUGUGAGUUGGCCAUUACGAAUUAAAAAGAAGGCAUGGUUGGGUUUAGGGUAGUGGGUAAUGCACAAGGAGAAACUGCAAGCUACAGUAAGUAAAAACGAAUGAAAUCGAAACUUAUUUUUCAUUAAAUAUUCAUAACAAUUAUCAUAAUAUUGUCCAUAAGCUAUCCUACCUCUCCAUCUUAAUGCCAGCAAACAUACUGGAUGGACAAGAUACAGAUACUCAGGAACAGUGGUAGCUUUGUAGGAAAUCUUUGAGGAUCUAGACAAGAGGCAUUGAACCUAUGGAUUGUGUUGUUAACCAGGAGGGUGCUUUGCCUGGUUUGAUUGUUGCCUCAUUCAGCUGGUAACAAUAAAAUCAGUGAUAAAAGAAAUUGCAUUCUUGGAAAAUAUGAUCUAUAAAGAAAAUAUCAGUUAAAGAAAACCGGCCUUUACAAUACAAUCCAUGUUCUAGUAAAAGCCAUUGAACUAGAGAAUCAAAGCAGUAGCUCUGUAUGUAUUUUGUGUUUGUGAUUUUAAAGAUAUUUCCUAGAUUAAUAACUAAGGUUCUUGUAAAUCAAUAAAUCAAGGCAAAUUUGUACAUUAA
Molecule: messenger RNA, 1654 nt
Organism: Actinia tenebrosa (Australian red waratah sea anemone)
Lineage: Eukaryota; Metazoa; Cnidaria; Anthozoa; Actiniaria; Actiniidae
Product: Golgi phosphoprotein 3
Biological process (GO): Golgi organization; Golgi vesicle budding; retrograde vesicle-mediated transport, Golgi to endoplasmic reticulum
Cellular component (GO): trans-Golgi network; cytosol; Golgi cisterna
Molecular function (GO): phosphatidylinositol-4-phosphate binding
Source: RefSeq, a predicted model, not a curated record